UAUUUUGGUCCCAGAACCGCGCAGACAUGAAAGCACUGCUAACAACGCUGGCCUUCAGCAUUUGGCUCACUCACUCGCUGUCCUAUCUGGAAGAAGAUGGUCAAAAAGUCAGCGCUGCCGGGAACGACACGACGCAAUGUUUUUCGCUUUAUCAACCACUUCUUAAGGAGUUGGGUGCACAGUGGUCCACAGACUAUGAGCAAUGUUUGCAAAAUGCUUCCACUAUUCGCGUUCAACUCCUAACUGAUAUAGGUGCUCUGAAAGACGACAUAAAGCAGGCGGCAAUGGGCGUAUCCAAUUUUAUAGAAGAAUGCCUACAGUUGACCGAUGCUCUGGAAUAUUUCAAUUGUUUUUCCAAGUUUUCCAAACAGAAUCUAGCUACUGUCUAUGCAAUAUCCUUCAAUGCCUCAGCAGAUGCUUUAAUCCUCAAUGAGAAACUGGCCAGCAAUGAGAUAAGCAAGUAUCAGUGCACCAACGAAACGGAGCGUGAUUAUGUAGUGGGGACCUCACAAGUCUUUGACGCCCUGGACCACUGCUUGCUCUACGGGCCACCCUCAACAGCAACGACCACAUUUUUGGGAUCUUAAGUUAAUUUACUAAACAUUAAAAUAUGCUAUUCGAACAGUU
This is a messenger RNA of Scaptodrosophila lebanonensis, 627 nucleotides long. Its product is annotated as protein TsetseEP. The transcript has 3 exons. The record is from RefSeq and is a predicted model, not a curated record. Lineage: Eukaryota; Metazoa; Arthropoda; Insecta; Diptera; Drosophilidae. The coding region runs from base 27 to 587 and encodes 186 amino acids.